UGUAGCUAUGCUAGAUAAAAACAAAACCCUUUAAAAGGAUAUAAUGUAAUGCAGGUAUGAGCAUUGACACCGCCGAUCCGCAGGCGGCAGUAGAGCGCUGGAGAUUCAGUGACUGCAUCGCUUCAGGGACGUCUGCUGAAGAGUGCUGUCAAAACAGGCAGUAUUGUUGGGUGUAAAGCUAUAAGAGCUGUGCUGAUGGAGCAGUGUGCGUGUGUGGAGAGAGAGCUGGAGAAAGUGCUGCACAGGUUUGUCACAUACGGACAUCAGUCAGAAGAACGACUGGAUGAGCUCCUCAGGACCGUCUGUGACCUGCGCAGUCGAUUGGUCGCCUACGGUGUGCAGGAUGCAGAUCUGUCAGUGUUGCAUCAAACAAUGGCGCAGUGUUGCAAGGAGAUCAAAGAAAGCGUGCAGGUGCUCGCCUCACGGCACAAGGACAUCCAUGGCAGUGUUUCAAAAGUGGGCAAAGCUAUCGACCGAAACUUUGAUGCAGAAGUGAGUGCAGUUAUAGCUGAACAUGUGUGGGAUACUCCAGAGAGGCAAAAAUACCUCAGUGAAACAAUCGUAGAGCAUUUAUAUCGACAGGGCAUGCUGAGCGUCGCCGAAGACCUCUGUCAGGAGUCUGGUGUAGUCAUUGACAUGAGCAUGAAACAACCUUUUCUGGAGCUCAAUCGUAUCUUAGAGGCUUUAAGAACACACGAUCUGCGUCCAGCACUGGAGUGGGCAGUGACAAACCGUCAACGUCUGCUGGAUCUCAACAGUACACUGGAGUUUAAGCUGCACAGACUUUAUUUCAUUAGUCUGCUCAAUGGAGGAGUCGGCAAACAGCAGGAGGCUUUACAGUACGCCAGACACUUCCAACCGUUUGCGUCGCAGCAUCAGAGAGAUAUUCAGAUCUUAAUGGGCAGCCUGGUGUACCUCCGGCACGGGAUCGAGAACUCGCCUUACCGUGGUCUUCUGGAGACGGAUCAGUGGGCAGAGAUCUGUAACAUCUUCACACGGGACGCUUGUGCGCUGCUUGGACUCUCUGUGGAGUCUCCACUUAGUGUCAGUUUUGCAUCAGGCUGUAUGGCUCUGCCGGUGCUCAUGAACAUCAAACAGGUUAUUGAACAGAGACAAUGCAGCGGUGUGUGGACACAUAAAGAUGAGCUACCAAUUGAAAUCGACCUUGGGAAGAAGUGCUGGUAUCAUUCAGUGUUUGCCUGUCCAAUACUGAGGCAGCAGACGUCAGAAAGUAAUCCACCUAUGAAGCUCAUCUGUGGACACGUUAUAUCCAGAGAUGCCCUUAACAAACUUACCAACGCUGGAAAGCUGAAAUGCCCGUAUUGUCCAAUGGAGCAGAAUCCCACAGAUGCCAAACAGAUCUUCUUCUGAUGUCUUUUUUGGAGCAGAGCUGAAUGAAGCGUCAAAGGUCUUUCAGAGCCGCAAUUUGAACGAUUGUCAUUCGCGGGCAUUAUGAUCCUCGUGUGGCGCCACCUCCGUCUACAAAGCUUUUAGUUUACAGAGGUCGGCGGGCAAACGUACCUGUAGUACCCGAAUCUGUAAGUGAACCUCAUGAGGGAAAGAUCUGUGUGGAUCAUUAAGACGGUGUAGUAUAAACAGGCUUUUAUAAGUAUGUAUCUGCUCUACAUUUAUUUCUGUUUUAAUUGCAGAAGGGUUUUUUUAGGUUUUCAAGCUAUAACACCUCUUCCUUCUUUUGGUUUUGUGUGAUUUUUAGUAAGCGAUUGAGUGUAACGCGUCUGCGCGGGUGACUUCUAGCCAGAAUAUAUCCACAGUUUCCUCUUUACAGAAAGCAUAUAAAUAACUGAAUGGGGAUUAUUGCACGUGUAUCAUAGAAAUGAUUUUUCAGUAUGUAUAUAAACAAUGACAGAAUAAAGGUGGAUGGAUUGGUGAAGGCCUGGUUGUUAACGUUAGAGACCGGUGCGUGCGUGUUGUAAACGUAAUGUUGAUUGUAAAUGAAUGACGUCUCACUUCUCCAUGUAAUAAAAUGUUGGUGAUUGGACUGAAUAGUGCAUCAGUUUGAGUUUUCUGACGUCUGAUGACAUCUUGUUCAAAUGAAACUUCUGUGCCACAUCUUUGCUCUGUGUAUUUAAAACAAAAUCUUCUAACUAUACUGCAGUGAGUUUGAUUUGCCAUCAGUAGAUCUGCAUACAUUGUAAUGUAUUACACACACAACUGAAGAUUAGACUUUACGGCUCUGAGUUCAUCAGCUUGUGUUCAUGAAAUAAAUCCUCUGCAGGCUGCACGCAAAAUAUAAAAUGAGCAAUCGAUCCCUUACCGUGUCUAUCACACUUUAACUGUGUCCAUGAUUAAUGUACAGUUGAUGUUAGACUGAGCGUGUGUGUGUUAUAUUGUGUGUUUGUGCGUGCGUGCGUGUUUGUGCGUGCGUGUGUGUGCGUGUGUGUUCUUCCAGGUGAAAGGUGGAAUAAUAUUUGAUCCCUCAGGAUAUUUCUGUAUAAUCCUCCCUGGCUUUAAUGCUGUGUAAACGCUCAUUGCUCAGCUGUAAAAAUGAACAUCUGUCUGUGUCCUGAAUGUGCAUGCUAAUGCUGAAUGUGUGGAUAUGUAAACUACAGAUUGAGAAGGAUUGAAUGUAAAUAGAAUUGAAAUCCUUGCCCACCAGAAGUUUUCCUGACUCGUGUGGUCCAGACCUGAAACCUUUCUAGAUCUCUUUGAUGUGGAGGAUAAACCAGCAGAGUUGAGGUCUACAGAGUUAAAAGAUGAGUUCUGUUUUCUGUAAAACAUUUUUGUUUUGAAUAAAUUGUUCAAGUUAAUUUAAUGUUUUACAGUUUCUUUAUUUUGAGAGCUGCAAGAGGCGUUGCACAUUUGAAGCUGUAGCAAUGUGUGUUGGAGUGGUGAUGUGUGCUGAUACUACAGCCGCGUGUGUUUUCUUUUCUUUGGUAGACAAUCAUUUGUUAUCUCCCCAAAAUGUGUCGGAUCAAAGCAGAGAUCUGUGUUAUAACCUCAGUUUAAGGAAGUGUUUUUUUUUUUAGUUUUCAUUCAAUGAAGACUCUGCUUUCUAACAACUAUUGUAAAUAUUUAUCUUCCAAUAACACAGUAUGUUUAUUAUACUUGCAUCUAAAUAAUAAAAUGAUUUAUACACAACUGUC
Molecule: messenger RNA, 3104 nt
Organism: Misgurnus anguillicaudatus (oriental weatherfish)
Lineage: Eukaryota; Metazoa; Chordata; Actinopteri; Cypriniformes; Cobitidae
Gene: rmnd5b
Product: required for meiotic nuclear division 5 homolog B
Biological process (GO): proteasome-mediated ubiquitin-dependent protein catabolic process
Cellular component (GO): cytoplasm; nucleus; GID complex
Molecular function (GO): ubiquitin protein ligase activity; protein binding
Source: RefSeq, a predicted model, not a curated record